AUGCAGGUCUUGAUCGUCGUUUUUCUUGCUGAGGUGACGUUCGGUCAGAUUCGGUACUCUCUUCCGGAGGAGAUGAGAAAGGGAUCCUUUGUCGGGAACGUGGCAGAGGAUUUGGGGAUUGACGCUAAGAGAAUGAAAUCAGGCGGUGCCCGAAUCGUGGACGGCGACAGUAAGUAUAUCGUGCUGGAUGUAGACAAAGGGAUUCUGGUCGUUGGAGAAAGGAUAGACAGGGAGCAGCUUUGCGGGAAAACGUCGCCCUGCAGUCUCAACUUCGAAAUGAUCAUGACAAAUCCAAUGCAGCUACACAGCAUCGUGGUGGAAAUCAUGGAUAUUAACGAUAACGCUCCAUCCUUUAAUGAAAAAGAAGUGAAAUUGGAGAUAUCGGAGUCGGCCCAACCGGGGAUACAGAUACUACAGGAAAGUGCGACAGACCCCGAUGUAGGCAUUAACGCUUUGCAGGGAUACACCUUGCACCCCACGGAUACUUUCAACAUCAAAACAGUCACUAAUCCCGACGGGGGUAAAUUUGUGGAGAUAUAUCUGCAUGCAAGUCUCGACCGAGAAAAAGUGGCCAGCCUUCCGCUGAUACUGAAUGCCGUCGACGGAGGAGAUCCGCCGCGAUCCGGCACCCUCAGACUACACAUAACCGUUCUGGAUGCCAACGAUAAUGUGCCGGUUUUUUCACAGCCACAUUUCAAAGCGUCUGUCUCGGAAAAUGCUCCCAUCGGUACCUUGGUAACAACCGUGAGCGCCACAGACGCCGACGAAGGCCCGUAUGGACUCGUCACUUAUCAUUUUAUGCGUGUGAGUAACACUGUUGCCGAGCUUUUCAAUCUAGACGAAAACACAGGCCAGAUUACGGUGAAUGGAGAUAUAGAUUAUGAAAAAACAAAGCACUACGAGCUCGGCAUACAGGCUAAGGAUCAGGGUGGGCAUAGUUCCUCCUCGAAAGUGGCUAUCGAUGUCGUCGACGUUAACGACAACGCACCCAUCAUAACUAUGACGUCAUUUUCCAGUUCCAUCUCUGAAGAUUCUAGUAGCGGAACUACGGUGGCUAUCAUAAACGUCAAAGACACAGACUCUGGCAAUAACGGCAGGGUGGCUUGUUCAAUUAACACCAAUAUCCCAUUUGCAAUACACUCGUCACUGAAAAACUACUACACACUCGUCACGGACGGCGUUCUGGACCGGGAGCGUACUCCGGAAUAUAACAUCACUUUCACGGCUGUAGAUGAGGGUAAACCGCCGCUGUCAUCUAAUAAGACAAUAACAAUCAAAGUGUCUGAUAUAAAUGAUAACGCUCCGAUGUUUGAAAAAAACUAUUACGAGGCCAAUAUUUUAGAGAAUAACUCGCCGGGGCUUUCUGUGCUAGCCGUGAAAGCUCAGGACUCCGACUCAGCACAGAACGCACGAAUAUCUUAUUUCCUCAUCGAUUCACAAUUUAACGGAAAUCCCACAACCUCUUACAUUUCUGUUGACGUAGAAAGUGGUGUCAUACGGGCAGUGGGGUCAUUCGAUUAUGAGCAAACUAAGGCGUUGGAAAUUUAUAUUAAAGCGCAGGAUGGAGGCUCUCCUCCACUCAGUAGUAACGUGACUGUGAAAAUAAUGAUCCGCGACCAGAACGACAACGCCCCUCAGGUUCUGUACCCAGUCCAGACCAGCAGUUCUCUGGUGGCUGAAAUGGUGCCUCGCUCAGCAGAUGUGGGCUAUCUGGUGACUAAAGUUGUGGCUGUUGAUGUGGACUCUGGACAGAAUGCCUGGCUCUCCUAUAAGCUGCAGAAAGCCACAGACAGGGCGCUGUUUGAAGUGGGCUUACAGAAUGGGGAAAUAAGGACUAUCCGCCAAGUCACUGAUAAAGAUGCUGUGAAACAAAGGCUGACUGUUGUAGUGGAGGACAACGGGCAGCCCUCUCGUUCAGCUACAGUCAAUGUUAACGUGGCGGUGGCGGACAGCUUCCCUGAAGUGCUCUCGGAGUUCACUGACUUUACGCACGACAAGGAGUACAAUGACAACCUGACUUUUUACUUAGUCUUGGCUUUGGCUGUAGUGUCCUUUCUCUUCAUCACCUGCUUAGUGGUCAUCAUAUCAGUGAAGAUAUACAGAUGGAGGCAGUCUCGCAUCCUCUAUCAUUCCAGUCUGCCGGUGAUUCCCUAUUAUCCACCACGUUACUCAGACACUUUGGGGACAGGGACUCUCCAACACGUAUACAAUUACGAGGUGUGCAGGACGACUGACUCCAGAAAGAGUGACUGUAAGUUCGGCAGAGCCGGUAGUCAGAACGUGCUGAUAAUGGACCCCAGUUGUACAGGGACGAUGCAGCGGAUCCAGAAUGAAAAGAACAUCCUGGAUGAACCAGACUCUCCUCUAGAGGUGAGUUAA
This is a messenger RNA of Lampris incognitus (smalleye Pacific opah), 2379 nucleotides long. RefSeq names its product protocadherin gamma-A4-like. Lineage: Eukaryota; Metazoa; Chordata; Actinopteri; Lampriformes; Lampridae. Gene Ontology annotation, cellular component: plasma membrane. Gene Ontology annotation, biological process: homophilic cell-cell adhesion. The transcript has a single exon. The record is from RefSeq and is a predicted model, not a curated record. Gene Ontology annotation, molecular function: calcium ion binding. The coding region runs from base 1 to 2379 and encodes 792 amino acids.